This is a messenger RNA of Sphenostylis stenocarpa, 1230 nucleotides long. NCBI's taxonomy places the organism in Eukaryota, Viridiplantae, Streptophyta, Magnoliopsida, Fabales, Fabaceae. The record is from the annotation of a GenBank genome assembly.
AUGGUGAUAUUGGACAACCACGUAACACAACCAGGGUGGUGUUGCAGUAACUCUGACGGUAAUGGGUUCUUCGGUGACAAAUUUUUUGACCCAAAUCUGUGGAUAUUGGGUCUCACCAAGAUGGCCACACUUUUCAAUGGAGUCACUAAUGUGGUGGGUAUGAGCUUGAGGAAUGAGCUCCGAGGACCCAAACAAAACGUGGACGAUUGGUACAAGUACAUGGUGAAAGGAGCAGAAACAAUCCAUGCAGCAAAUCCUGAUGUUCUUGUCAUUCUAUCCGGUCUAAAUUUUGACAAGGACUUGUCAUUCAUUCAAAAACGACCAGUAAAGCUGACAUUCAAGGGAAAAUUAGUAUUUGAGGCUCAUUGGUAUGCCUUUACUGAUGGUGAAGCUUGGGUCAAUGGAAACCCAAACCAAGUAUGUGGGCAAGUGGUUGGAAAUGUGAUGAGAACCUCUGGGUUCUUGGUGAACCAAGGAUGGCCUCUGUUUAUUAGUGAGUUUGGUGUAGACUUGAGAGGCACCAACGUGAACGACAACCGCUACCUUAGCUGCUUCUUGACAGUGGCGGCUGAGCUUGACUUGGAUUGGGCCUUGUGGACACUCGUUGGAAGCUACUACUUUAGACAAGGCGUUGUAGGAAUGGAAGAGUUUUAUGGGAUUCUUAAUUGGGAUUGGAGCCAAGUUAGGAAUGUCAGUUUCUUAGACAGAAUCUCCUCCCUCCAACUUCCAUUUCGAGGUCCAGGCAUAACAAUAGGCAAUCCAUACAAAUUGAUAUUCCAUCCUUUAACGGGUUUGUGUGUGAUAAGAACGUCAGUACUAGACCCACUUACAUUAGGUCCUUGUUCUUUAUCUGAUGCUUGGAGCUACACACCCCAAAAAAUUCUAUCAAUAAAGGGUACUUACUUCUGCAUUGAAGCAGAGAAUGAAGGGAUGCCUGCAAGCCUUGUGGGAAUAUGCUCAGAUUCUAACACUAGAUGGGAAAUGAUCUCAGAUUCAAAGUUGCACCUUUCGUCCAAACUUAGUGAUGGUUCUGAUGUGUGCCUAGAUGUUGAUGACAACAACAUUAUUGUAACCAAUGCUUGCAAAUGCUUGAGCAGAGAUCCUACAUGCGACCCCAGUAGUCAAUGGUUCAAACUCGUUGACAGCGGAAGGAAGUCAACCUUCACAACCUCCUCUUCGUCAAUGCUAAAUUCAUCAGACCUUUUAUGGAAAUCAUUAAGCUCAAUAUAA